AUGCAUUGUUUCCAAGAUACAUGCCUUGCUGAGAGACAAGAGCAGCAAGAGCUUGAACAACAACAACAACUGCAGCAGCAGCAUCAAGAACUGCAGCAGCAAGAGAUGCAGCAGCAGCAACAACUGCUUCAGCAGCAGCUACAACUGCUGCAGCAGCAGCAACAACUGCUGCAGCAGCAGCAACAACUGCUGCAGCAACAACAAGAUGAACAGGAGUUCAAUAUGCAAGCUGAGAUGUUUCUGGGUGAUAUCAUGUGGGGGAGAUGCGGCAAACAGCCAUAUUGGCCAUGCCUUGUAGUAAGGGAUGAAGAAGGGAGGUUUUAUAAAACAAAAUUGUGCUCCAACGAUGUUUGGAGAAUUUGGUUCUAUGUGCAGUGGCUGGGGGAUGGGAGGCAUUCCUGGGUGGGCCUCUCUUAUUUGGUGCCCUUUGAGAGGGCACCAAACCCCCAGCAAACUCCAUAUGAUAUGUUGAAAAACUACAUCCAAACUCACCGAAAAAACAAGGAACAAUUAAAAGCCUGCAAAAUCCCGAGGAGGCUGGCGGCAAAAAUAGAUGCUGCAGUGGAGGAGGCUCUGGAGAGGCAGGAUAGAUUUGAGUAAAGAACAU
This is a messenger RNA of Nilaparvata lugens (brown planthopper), 607 nucleotides long. Its product is annotated as involucrin-like. Lineage: Eukaryota; Metazoa; Arthropoda; Insecta; Hemiptera; Delphacidae. The transcript is spliced from 5 exons. The record is from RefSeq and is a predicted model, not a curated record. The coding region runs from base 1 to 600 and encodes 199 amino acids.